AAGCCAUUUCGGCACCAAAGAAAGGCAGAUGGCAGACAGUCUAGCACAUGGUGUCAUGAAGAACGAGAUGUUCGGAAGUUUAGCAGUUCUGUACAUGACGAUUAAUGAAAACAGGGAGCAAUGACUUCUUUACGCUACAAUGGCGUGAAUCAACCUGUUGUGGUAUUAAACACGAGGGAGGAGCUUGUUGACACACGUGCACCUUUAGCCAUUCUGCGGCUACAUGCACUAGAAAAUUUCACUGUUUAGUCCUUACCGGGCAGGCUAAGGGAGUGUGCCAUAGUUUGUCGCAGGUGAACGUUGUUUUGGUACUGUUCAAUUUUCCAUUCCGAGUUUUGUCGAGAAAAGUGGAUCAGUAUAUUCAUCCUCAUCAACAAAAUGAAAUUAAAACCAUCCUGGUAUGGAACGGAUCUAACCGAAAAGAGAUACGAGUCUUCGGUAUGGGCAACAAUAGCUUCAUCAACCAUAAUUGUACCUACACUCGGUGCCAAAUCACCGACAAUCCAUCGUUACGACCCCUAUCCUACUACGACGCGAUUAUCGUAGUUUUCAACGACGAAUUCACGGCUCCUGAUCAAUUGAAGAUGCCUGAAUUCGGAAGCAAGCGCAGCAAAAGGCAGCGUCUCGUGUUUUUCACUCAGGAAUCUCCUCCAGCCCUGAAGCCUUAUUACAACAUGACCCAACUGGCACACUUUUUCAAUUGGACCAUGACAUACAGAACUGAUGCCGAUAUUCCUUUGCUCUACGGCCGGAUCAUUCCGAAAAAGACAGCUCCUCGUACAGCAGAAGACACUAACCGUAAAAGAGAAAUAUUCCGCAAUAGAAUGUCACCAAAAUCGUGGCGAAAUAAAACCAAAACAGCAGCCUGGAUGGUUUCUCAUUGUAAUACACACGGCCAACGAGAGAAGUACGUCAAAGAGCUUAGCAAAUACAUUGAUGUCGACACGUAUGGCCAAUGUGGUAACUUCUCUUGUGCUCGUGACAUUUUACAUCAUUCCGAUCCGCAGUGUUAUGACAUGCUCGAAUCUACUUAUAAAUUCUAUUUAUCUUUUGAGAAUUCUCUAUGUACAGACUAUGUCACAGAAAAGUUUUUCAAGAUAAUGGGGCACGACAUCGUUCCUGUAGUGUACGGUGGAGCAGAUUACACUAAACAAGCACCACCCCAUUCCUACAUUGACACCCGAACUUUCAAACCUAAAGAAUUGGCAGCUUAUCUCAAAUUACUGGACGCCAACGACACUCUUUAUAACGACUAUUUCUGGUGGAAAGAGUACUAUGACGUAGAAUUUAGCGUCAGUGACAUGUCGCGUCACGGUUUCUGUGACUUAUGCCAACAGUUACACGAACAGCAAGAUUGGGAAUUUCAAUCUUACCAGGAAUUAACAUCUCAAUGGGAUGAUAGAAACGCUUGCAAAACAGUCGAUUCGAAUUGGAUAUCUUAAGAGAAUAGCUCGGAUGUCAUUGAAUUCUGAUAUUAUGUUCAAAUUCUACCACCUGUAUGCAAAUGUAAUCCCCGAAGUCAAUACAAAUCGGAUAUCGAUGAA
Messenger RNA from Daphnia magna, 1544 nucleotides. Its product is annotated as alpha-(1,3)-fucosyltransferase C. The record is from RefSeq and is a predicted model, not a curated record. The transcript is spliced from 2 exons. Gene Ontology annotation, cellular component: membrane. Gene Ontology annotation, molecular function: alpha-(1->3)-fucosyltransferase activity. The coding region runs from base 441 to 1442 and encodes 333 amino acids. Lineage: Eukaryota; Metazoa; Arthropoda; Branchiopoda; Diplostraca; Daphniidae.